CGAUAGCUGAUGUUGCACACUAACCACUAAGACCCCCUUUUCUCUCUCUCUCUCUCUCUCUCUCUCUCUGAGAUUUUGAGAGAGUCUCCUCUCUCUCUCUCUCUCCCUCUCGCUCCUCAUGAUCCGAUUUUUUAUAUUUAUUUUUAUGUGAUAAUUACAGAUACACGUUAAAUUUGUGUGUAUAUCUAUAUCGAUAUUGAUGGAGACAAUAACCCAUUGGAAUCUGACCAUGGAUCUCAAUUCUUCUUGAGAUAUUUUCUUCUCUUUUUUAUUUUUCUUCGUCUCCCAGAUCUGUUCGUCAACCUGACCAUUGGAAAGCUUCAAGCUUUUUUUUCUGGGGACGGGCCAUAGAAUAAAAGAAGUUAGACCAGAGAAAAGGCGCAAUGUAUUUCUUCGGUUUGUCCAAGGAAGAAGUGUUGUCACAGAAACAUGUUGUAUCAUAUAAAGAGACUUCUAAGCAGAAUCCAAUCAAUAUGGUCACACUUUUUGGGAGACAGGUGUAUCAGGUGAAAAGCGAGAGCUCCAAGCCCGGUGAUGGUUAUACGAGGAUAAACUCUCCUACGCUGAUGAUGAAAGACAUCGAUCUUCGGCUUCCUGCAGAUCACUACGGUUAUAAGAACUUUCAUGAGACAUUUGAUUCUGGGAGAUUUUACGGCAUUGGUGGUUCUGGAAACACAGCGUAUCAUUCAGCGUUUGAAGCUAAUAAGGAGAGAGAAGCAUUAGCGACAAAUUGGAGUGGCAAGAGAAACCCAAGAAUUGUCAUUGAUCUUGAGGAACUUCCCACAACAGAGCAUGCAGACUCUGUUAGCUAUGUUACUUUGAGAAACCCUGAGACAGCUGAUCGAAUCAGCUCAGAGGUAGUGAAGGCGGAUCAGUCUUUCGUUGAGGAUGAUAGUAGUGAUAGAACAACGAAUAUGGAGUCAGGUUUACUGGAUCUUAAUAGCACUCCGGAUGAAGAGUUGGUCUCUGAGCCUCAUUACUGUUUCUUGCAAGAUCUGAACUGUCCGUACAUCGAAGAGACGGAAACGAGCUGCGAGAAGAGCGGAAUAGAUGAUGAUCCUACGCCGCUUCACUCUCCUAAAUGCCAAAACGUUCACGACAAAGACGGUACGGCGUCCCCAGCUUCGUAUGCUUCUUGCUGCACCACGGAGAGGACCGAGUCGAGAAGAGGUUCCUCUCCUCGAGCACUGGAUCCUUCUUGCCGUACCAGGCUUGAGUUUCCUGCCACGGAAGAAGAAGAAGUCUUGCCUGAGAACAACGGAUGUUGUAACGAAGAGGAAGAAGACUUCUCUGAAGUCAUCCAAAUGGCAGCUGAAUCAUUAGUCCAUAUAUCAUCGGUUUCAUAUCAAAUUCAAGAAUUGCAGUCAAAGCCUGUGUCGAGAACCAAUAGCUCAUCUCAAGACUUUCCAGAUAAACACGAGGAGGUUGGUAACGCUGAACCGAGAUGUUAUUCAUGUGAUUCUUAUGAGCUACACACGCUAGGAAUAAACGAAACCAACACCGAAGAAUACUUGUGUGUGUCAUCAAUGGCUCUGGAUGAGCUUAAUAACAUCACAAGAGGUAACAACAAAGAGAUUGGACUCAAGCUGAGAAGAGGGAGGAGAAUGAAGAACUUCCAGAAAGAGAUACUCCCGUGCUUGACCUCACUCUCUAGGCACGAGAUCCGGGAAGACAUUAACAUCUUGGAAGCGGUUCUGAGAUCAAGAGAGUACAAGAAGAUGCAGGGGAAGACGAAAGAUGUCAAAUUCGGAGCAAACCCGAGAAACAAACGUUCAGCGUCACAGAGGUAUGUUGGUAAAAGAAGGCGAAACAAUGAAUGAUUUCGAUAUCUUCAUUGGGUUUCGGAUUCUUUCAAACAAUUGCUUCAUCAUGUAACAUUUCUUAUGUUGUUCAAUUCUUUUUUUUUUUGGUUUUUAACUUAUGACAUUGAUCAUGGUAUGAGGAAAAAAAUUAGUGAGCCGAUGACAUUGAAUCUCUCAUUCUCUCAAAAUGUCACUUAAGUUUGUGAAUCAACG
This is a messenger RNA of Thlaspi arvense, 2015 nucleotides long. The record is from the annotation of a GenBank genome assembly. NCBI's taxonomy places the organism in Eukaryota, Viridiplantae, Streptophyta, Magnoliopsida, Brassicales, Brassicaceae.